CCGCAUUUUAAAACUUAAAACAUGUACAACUUUUUACAUGGAGUAAUUAUGUAUUAUUACAUUACUUGCUCAAUAUAAUUGUUGCGAUAUUUAUAUUAAAUUUAGUAUCUAACAAGAUGUUCGACCUUAUGUGUUAUAUGUUUAUUGCACUUUUGGCGUUGUUUUUAAUAAAUCGUUUUACUUGUAAAUUGUGCAAAUAUUCUAUGUAUUUGGGAGGCAAAACUGCAAUUAUAACUGGAGGAAACGCCGGUAUCGGUUACGAAACAGCUUUAUCACUAGCCUCCAAAGGUUGCCGAGUGAUAAUCGCAGACAAAGAUGAUUCGGAACAAACAAGGAACCGCAUAAUCGACCUAACUGGCAACAGUAACAUUGUAAGCAAACAUUUAGACUUAUCGUCGUUUAAAUCCGUGCGUAAGUUUGUGGAAGACAUCAAAAGCACGGAGAAAGAAGUGCACAUUUUAAUCAACAACGCCGGCAUCGGUAACAGCAGGAUUAACACCACCGAAGACGGCCUAAAUUUCACCUUCCAAGUCAACCAUUACGCGCCGUUUUUGCUCACGUAUCUUUUAACAGAUCUGCUGAAAAAGUCCGCACCGAGUAAGAUAAUAUUCACCAGCUCCAUUCUGGCGUUUAUUAGCAACUUAACUGAGGCGUCGAUGAAUCCGAAAAACUGCGACGGUCUAUCGUGGCUUGACUCGUAUCUUUUAUACGGAAACUCUAAGUUGUGCGCCUUGAUUGUCGCCAACGAGUUCGCACGUCGACUGUCCGGUACUUCAGUUACUUGCAACUCGUUGCAUCCGGGUACGGUACGCACGGGGAUUUUUCGCAAGAGUAUGGUCGGUGACACUUGGCUCGACGAGGCGAUAUUUUACUUCGCAACUCUUUCUAAUUAUAUAACCGGAAAGAACGUUUGGGAAGGAUCGCAGACCACUGUUCAUUUGGCGUCCAGCAAAGAGGUUGAAGGUAAGACCGGGGGCCACUUUUGGGACUGCGCCCAGUUUCCUUUCUUGCCCGGAAAGGCUAAGGAUCCGGAGUUUUGUAAGAUGGUUUGGGAGAAGAGUCUAGAAUUGACGGGCUUAAAUCAGAAUGAUACCAAACUGAUCUAGUUGGACGGAUCUUACCAGAAUUAUUACUACCCAUAACUAGCGCAAGAAUUGUUCAUUAUUUGCACCUAGACUAAAAAAUAAAAAAAGGUUGUUUGUUUUA
Messenger RNA from Aethina tumida (small hive beetle), 1206 nucleotides. Its product is annotated as retinol dehydrogenase 11. The transcript has 4 exons. The coding region runs from base 117 to 1106 and encodes 329 amino acids. Lineage: Eukaryota; Metazoa; Arthropoda; Insecta; Coleoptera; Nitidulidae. The record is from RefSeq and is a predicted model, not a curated record.